This is a messenger RNA of Priapulus caudatus, 381 nucleotides long. RefSeq names its product forkhead box protein O1-A-like. The transcript has 2 exons. Gene Ontology annotation, cellular component: nucleus. Gene Ontology annotation, biological process: regulation of transcription by RNA polymerase II. The coding region runs from base 1 to 381 and encodes 126 amino acids. Lineage: Eukaryota; Metazoa; Priapulida; Priapulimorpha; Priapulimorphida; Priapulidae. Gene Ontology annotation, molecular function: DNA-binding transcription factor activity, RNA polymerase II-specific; RNA polymerase II cis-regulatory region sequence-specific DNA binding. The record is from RefSeq and is a predicted model, not a curated record.
AUGGACGAGAACUUCGACACGUUCCUGAACUACGAGGUCGAUCCGAACUUCGACGACGACGACGAACGGGGCGCCUCUGCCGCCGCCGCCGGCAGCGGCAACCCCAGCGAGGAAAGCCUCGAGCCGAGCGAGGAAAGCCUCGAGGAAGCGACCGCGGCGGCGGCGGCGGCGGCGGCGGCGCCUCCCCCGAAGAAGGGCGCGGGGAGGAGGAACGCGUGGGGGAACUUGUCGUACGCGGAGUUGAUAACGAGUGCGAUCGAGCGAUCGGAGAAUCGGAGGCUGACGCUGAGCGAGAUCUAUUCGUGGAUGGUUCACAACGUGCCGUACUUCCUAGACAAGGGAGACACGAACAAACAAGCUCGGCUGGCUGGAAAGGUGUAG